Molecule: messenger RNA, 1080 nt
Organism: Spodoptera exigua (beet armyworm)
Lineage: Eukaryota; Metazoa; Arthropoda; Insecta; Lepidoptera; Noctuidae
Source: the annotation of a GenBank genome assembly
CUGAGAUCGUAUAGAUUGGUUUCUGAGGGCAACAUUUUGCAAUAUCAGUGUUAUUUAUUUGACCCUAUUGAUAUGGACCUAGGAGUUAAGUAAAUUUAACCUAAAUUUGAUAAUUAUUGUGAUGCCUAGAGAAUUCAGUUCAUGCAAAUCUUUGGUACAGCAAGAAAGUGUAUCAGUGUGCAAUAUUAGUUCGAAAAAAGUUUGAUUUUUCAAAUACAAUUUUGAAUUUGAGACAUCACCAAAAUGAAUAAAGUUGUAAUCUUCCUGCUAGUAACAUUAGCAGUUCUGGCGCUAACAGAAGCCAGAUCUUGUGGUUCCCGUUCACGGUGUGACCAAUGUUGUAAAAGCAGAUGUGGCAGAAGAGGCUCCAGUUCAGAUUCAUCAUCAUCCUCUGAUUCUUCAUCAUCUUCGUCUUCUUCAUCAUCAUCAUCAUCAUCCUCCGAAGAGGAUGACAGAGGAUGCGCAUGCUGUGGAUGUUGUGAUGGCGGAAGAAAGAAACACAAGGACUCAUCAUCUUCCUCGUCUUCUUCAUCAUCGUCUUCAUCGUCGUCAUCGUCAUCAUCAUCGUCUUCUGAGGAAGAUGAACCACAAUGGUCUUACAACUGCAUUUAUGAGGUUCAACCUACUGAUACCAUUUUACGUCGAGUGACUUCUUGCCGUCGUCAACAACCCCCUAGAGUUUUAAGUUUACCAUAUAGUGCUAAUGGAAUCCCGAAGAAUUUACUUGAUAACUAUCGUCAAAAGGUGCAGGAUACAAUUAACAAUAUUAAUCAGGACGUGAAUUCUUUUUUUCAUCCUAACGAAAACAAAAAGGUUCAGCAGAACAACGAUGCAGCCUCAAGCAUUUUCUUUGUUGAGGAUGAGUCUGAGGAAGAUUUUGCAGCAGCAGCAGCAGCUCGGAGGCCAGCUACUGUAGAAGUGACUACAGCAGCUACUACAUCUACAACUACUAGUACAGUUAAGCCUGUAGAAACUACUACUAAUAAUGGAACUGAUAGGGGACGAGAAAAUUUCGCGGGUGGAUGUACACCUGGCUAUCAGCGCACAGCCGACGGAAGAUGUAAACCCACCUUUGGAUAA